Messenger RNA from Anopheles stephensi (Asian malaria mosquito), 2440 nucleotides. RefSeq names its product bifunctional arginine demethylase and lysyl-hydroxylase PSR-like. The record is from RefSeq and is a predicted model, not a curated record. Gene Ontology annotation, molecular function: P-TEFb complex binding; histone H4R3 demethylase activity. Gene Ontology annotation, cellular component: nucleus; cytoplasm. The transcript is spliced from 3 exons. Bases 568 to 1035 code for a protein of 155 amino acids. Lineage: Eukaryota; Metazoa; Arthropoda; Insecta; Diptera; Culicidae. Gene Ontology annotation, biological process: phagocytosis.
UAAGGGCAGCACAACGGCUUUGUGCUUCCCUUAUGAUGCCUGGGUUAACGGAGCUUUCGGCCGCGGGGUUUCUAUUCUACUUGGCGAUACAUUUGUCAUUGCUAUGGGGCUGCCAAUCUCUCAUAAGCUUGAUCGCAUCUGUCAUAAACGCCAUUUUGACGUAACGCAACAGCAGAUGGUACCAUAAAGCAAGCUGCUGAAAUUCAUUCAUCACAUACGCCACCACCACCGACGAAAGUACCGUGCGUGCAUACGAGGAGAGUACGACAAACUUUACUGCGGUGUUUUGUCGGUGGAUUCGGUUUUUAGUUUUCUGUUCCGUUUCCCGUUUUCCCGCCUUAUUCAUCGCUACGGUGCCGCUUUUCUGGUGUACCUACAACGCCAACCACCGAUCCUUCUUCCUGAUUUUCCACCGCUCGGAACAUUGUCGGUAUCCGGUAGAACACAAGUGCUAGACCGCAACACCAACUGUUUGCUACUGUGAAAACUCAGUUUGCUGCAUUCUGCACAGUUGUACCCUUGUCGGAAGAUUUCAUCAGCAGCGGAAAUCCUGAAGUACAUCGCUAGAUGGCUGACCCUGUUAAGCUGUCCCAUCGUACCCGGAAACGCGUCCGGGAAGUAAAGCGUAAAGCGAGGCCUGAACUAUCGGACAAAUCGGCAUGGGUACAGCUGGGCUACCAUGAAGCGUUCGAGCCCUUCAGCCAGUUCGAAGACAACGUGGAGCGUAUUCACGUCAACAAGGUGAGCCCGCGGGAAUUUAUCGAGCGCUUCGAGCGCAUCUACCUACCCGUCGUCAUAGAAGGUAUGCAGGACGGUUGGAAGGCUGGUCACAAGUGGACGUUGGAGCGACUCGCGAAGAAGUAUCGCAAUCAGAAGUUUAAAUGUGGCGAAGACAAUGAUGGUUACAGCGUUAAGAUGAAGAUGAAGUAUUACGUGGAAUACAUGCGUAGCACCACGGACGAUAGCCCACUGUACAUAUUCGACAGCAGUUUUGGUGAGCAUCACCGACGCAGAAAGUUCAUAAACUCCAUUUAAAAAAAUUAAUUUUCAAAGCUUCAGUGUUGCGCUCAGUAGAUGGCGCUUUUUCACUAUCGAAAGCUAAAUGAUCGAGAUUGUUUCUGCUAUCCUCCGUUUACAUGAAGAUUUGCAAGAAGCAAACCUCUUGGCAUGAGAAUUACGCGAUGCGCAACCCGCAACGCAACGUAACGCGUAAUGAGAGGUGCGCGAGUUUGAGCCUUUGCGUGUUUGUGCAUAUAUGUUUUUGUGUGUGUUCUUGAAACAUGUUUCCGAUCGCACACGCAUGACAAAAAGAACUUUUUCACAAUUCCAAUAAGAACGGAAGUUUUGAGGAAGAGAUCUAAAAUAUGCACAAAUCUCUUUUAACAACGGUACGAAGAGAGUUCUGAACACUCUCAAACGUUUUGUUACUACUACUUGUCAUUGGAAGUAUCACACGGCAUCACAGACCUAGUUGUAUCGCUUCGAGCUAGCGAACGAGUGCCUUUGGAACAAAUCCACAACUAAAGCCAUAGAACAUAAAAACAUCUCUACCCUUCCACGCACUUCAAAGAUUCUUGAGCUAAGUCCAAAGUUAAGAGAAUAGAAGAGAGCAAUAAGCAAGGGGAGAGUCGAAAACGUAAAGAAUGGCGAACGCAUUGUGUGUAGCUUUUUACUUCUGUGAUGAGCUUGUAACAUCUUAUCUUUUUCACAAACCUCAGCUCAGUCUUUUAACCCCUGCCAAACGUGGUCGUUUUACAUUCUAUUUAGACUCAAGCUUUAGUCUAAACGACCCCGUUCAGAAGUCGUUUAAGCAAUUUGUGGCACUUGGGUGUUGUCGUUUUCAGCUUGUCAUUCGCGGUCGAAUUUUUCCUUACCCGCUAAGCUUUUCGACAACAUAAGCUACGAAGUUUUGACGCAUUUAGAUCGAUAUUUACCGAAAUAUCGAAUUAUUUGUGCCGAGCUCAAAACAUUUCGUCAGAUUAGCUUUGUGCCGAUAGUUCGGCAGUUCUGAGAUUUAGCAAACUAGAGCUUAAAAAAAUGGAGUUUCGAUUUUUAUGAACAAUAAAAUUAAUUUAAAAUUUAUUCAAAUUCAAAUUCAUCGAUAAUUUAAAAAUCCAAUAAAUAAAUAAAUAAUUUAUUUUUUCACUUUAAAGGCUGCCGAAAAUAGGUACAUGGAAAAUGUUGAGAGUAUAAAAGAGUAUAAAAUUGUUUAAAAUAUUUUUCUUUAACUAAAUACACCUUUUCGAGUGUUUCAAAUCGUCUAUUCGUGAUGCCGAAAGUAAGAACACAGCCCAAAAUAGGAGCAAAACCAAUGUUUGCAUUUUUACUAAUAUUUCUACAAAAUUGGGUUUAAUCAAUAAAUCAUGUAUGCUGAAACAUUCUUUGAUAGUUUUACAACCAAAAUAAUACCACCUUCAAUAAAAAUUAUUGAGUUCAAUAA